AUGGAUUCUCUUGCAAGCGAAGAUACCACUAAUGCGCCCGGAGCUGUGUCUGAUGAAAUGAUUCACGCCGAGAACGACCAGAUUGAGGAGCAACAGAAGCAAGAAGCUCAAGAAGACACCUCGAUGAUGGAAGACGCAGAUACCAAGCCACCCUCGGACAACCCGCUGGAUGCGCCUGACGCUCCUCCUGCCGAGAAUGACGGCCAACCCGCCGACGACGAGGAUAUGGCCGAUGCGGAUGCUAAGGAUGCCCCAGAAGCUGCCGAGGAUACCAUGGAUGCAACACAAACACAAGAUACACAGCAUCAGACAAAGUCGCAAGUCGAGGCCUCGGCCCGCUCACACCUGAUUGAGCAAACCCACGCGAUCAUUCUGCCCUCAUACAGUGCCUGGUUCGACAUGCACCAAAUACACAAUCUCGAGCGCAAAGCCCUCCCCGAGUUCUUCAACUCGCGCAACCGUUCAAAGACUCCCGCCGUCUACAAGGACUACCGUGACUUCAUGAUCAACACAUACCGCCUCAACCCCCAAGAGUACUUGACCGUUACAGCCUGUCGUCGCAACUUGGCUGGUGAUGUUUGCGCAAUCAUGCGCGUUCACGCCUUCCUCGAGCAGUGGGGCUUGAUCAACUACCAAAUCGAUCCCGAUACUCGUCCCUCGAACAUCGCACCGCCAUUCACUGGCCACUUCCGCAUCACCGCCGACACUCCCCGGGGCCUGCAGCCCCACCAACCUGCUCCCAACUCGACCGUCACUGCUGGACGUCCAAACCCUGGUACAGACCGUCUAGCAAGUGCUACNCCUGUCAUCAAGUCCGAUUUGAACCUGGAAGUGAGAAGAAACAUCUACGAAUCCACUGGAAAGGACCUCACCUCCAAGCAGGAGAACGGCACUGAUCUUGAAGAAUCCCUCAAACAGCCCAGCAAGCAGUACUUCUGUUACUCAUGCGGCAAAGAUUGCACCCGUGUGCGCUACCACAACGCCAAAGCCCCUCCGGCAUCAGUCGCUGGCAAGAACGGUGCCAUGCUCAAGUUCGACCUGUGCCCCUCGUGUUUCAUGGAAGGAAGAUAUCCCAACUCAACUGGUCCUGCCGAUUACACCAAGCUGGAGAACGAAAAAUACACAACUAUCGCAGAUCGCGAGGCUCCUUGGGCCGACUCGGAAUUGCUGCUGAUGCUCGAAGGCUUGGAGCUGUUUGAUGAGAACUGGGAACAGAUCGCCAACCACGUCGGAAGCCGCACAAGGGAGGAGUGUGUUCUCAAGUUCUUGCAGCUUGAGAUUGAGGACAAAUACCUCGAGGGCGAGGACACGGUCGACGGCGCUUCAAACAACCUGGGUUUCUUGAGCAACGGCCGUGUUCCCUUCUCACAAGCAGACAACCCCGUCAUGUCUGUCAUGAGUUUCCUUGCUGGUCUGGCUGACCCCGCAGUCGCCGCCGUUGCAGCAGGCAAGACGGUAGAACAGAUGAGGAAGCAGCUUCGCAGCAACCUGGAAAAGGACUCGGCACCAGUGGAAUCCGAAAAGGAGGAAGCUUCGACCGAGCAAGCAGAGCCUUCAAAAGACGACAACUCGAUGGAGGUUGACAAGCCCACAGCCGAAAAGCAAUCCACAAGCCCUAAGCCCCUCAAGGAGGANAGCCAAGGACGCUGCAUCUUCACCUGCCACAUUGGCUCUCAGUCUGACAGCCGCUCGUUCCUCGGCUCUGGCCUCACACACCGAACGUCACGUCAGCUCGCUAGUUUCUUCGGCAGUCAANNCCUACACAUGCAGAAGCUGGAGCUCAAGCUACAACAGUUUGACGAAAUGGAAACCCUACUCCAGACCGAGCGCAGAGACUUGGAACGCCAACGUCAACGUCUCUUCUUUGACCGCUUGCAAUUCAAACGCAGAGUUGCAGACGUCGAGACCAAAUUCGCAAGCAUGGGUGUUUCCGUAGACCGUGAUGUCAGAGCAGCUGCUCAGGGUGAAGCAGAAGACAAGGGCGACAAGCUCGGGGUUGCGGGUACACAGGAAGGUGCAGCUGUUGCUCAGCAGAGCGACGAUAUCAAGCCCGCCAGUGCGGACGAGGCUGGUUACAAGAUUGCCGAGAUGUAG
This is a messenger RNA of Aureobasidium vineae, 2094 nucleotides long. NCBI's taxonomy places the organism in Eukaryota, Fungi, Ascomycota, Dothideomycetes, Dothideales, Saccotheciaceae. The record is from the annotation of a GenBank genome assembly.